AUGAAAAUUGCAAGAGAAGAAAUUUUCGGUCCAGUUUUAUCGAUCACAAAGUUCAAAACAAUUGAUGAAGUUAUUUAAAGAGCUAAUAAUACACAUUAUGGGCUAGGUGCUGGAAUUCAUACAAAGAAUCUCGAUAAUGCCAUUAAGAUAUCAAAUGGAAUCAGAGCAGGAACUUUUUAUAUCAACUGUUAUUAUGCUUUUGAUCCAGCUGCUCCAUUUGGAGGCUUUAAAGAUUCAGGAGUUGGAAGAGAGUUAGGGGAAGAUGGACUUAGAUCAUAUCUGGAAAGUAAAACAGUCAUUAUUAAGAGACCUGAUGACUCCUUACCAUGA
Messenger RNA from Stylonychia lemnae, 330 nucleotides. NCBI's taxonomy places the organism in Eukaryota, Ciliophora, Spirotrichea, Sporadotrichida, Oxytrichidae. The record is from the annotation of a GenBank genome assembly.